AGUUGACGUCAGUUUGGCGCCGAAUGGUCGGGGUUUGAGCGCGCGGGAGAUUGUGCGGAUGGAAACAGUGGAGCUGCUGUAGAAACGGAUUAUCUGAAUUCUGAUCUUAAAUCGAAUUUAAUUCAGGAGUCACCAUGCAGCGUAGCAUCGCGUCUUUUUUCCAGCCGAUGAAAUGUAAGGAGAAGAAAGACGAACCAGCUAAAGUGAAGUCUGAACCAAUCAAAAGCCCACUGAAAACUCAGAAUGGUGAGAGAGACUGUGAUUCUCCUGUAAAGAAGACAAGCAAACGAGCUCGAGCGAUCAUCGACAGUGAUGAUGAAGAACAGCCGACAGUAAAGAACGAGGUCUCCAAGCAGGAGGAAGAACAAGCUACCAAGCCGGACAAGGAGAAGGCCGAUGUUAAAGUCAGUGCCAGUCCACUUUCACCAAAGCCCCUCGCUACCCCAACAACCCCCGCCACGCCGGCAACUCCAGCAUUAUCUGCAGCUUCAGGCACACCUGGAACUCCUGCUACUCCAAAUUCCACCUCACCCUCUGGAAUUCCAAAACGCAGGACUGCUCGUAAGCAUUUCCCCAAGAGGAAGUUGGACAGCAGGAGUGAUGGAGAAAAGGAGAAAGAGGAGGCCGAAGAGGAUGGAAAGAAGAAAGAAGAACAGCAGGAGAGUAAAAGAGCAAGGAUAGAGGAGUCUGCUGAUCAGACAGUAGAGAAUGAAGGAGAGGAAAUGGAAGUGGAAGAUAAGACCGUAAAUGGUGAGAGUGCGGCAGAAGGCAAGAAGGCGGCAGAAGGCAAGAAGGCGGCAGAAGGCAAGAAGGCGGCAGAAGGCAAGAAGGCGGCAGAAGACAAGAAGGCGGCAGAAGACAAGAAGGCGGCAGAAGACAAGAAGGCGGCAGAAGACAAGAAGGCGGCAGAAGACAAGAAGGCGGCAGAAGACAAGAAGGCGGCAGAAGACAAGAAGGCGGCAGAAGACAAGAAGGCGGCAGAAGACAAGAAGGCGGCAGAAGACAAGAAGGCGGCAGAAGACAAGAAGGCGGCAGAAGACAAGAAGGCGGCAGAAGACAAGAAGGCGGCAGAAGAUCAGAAAUCAAAUGAUGAGGAAAAGAUGGAUGAAGGAGAAACUAAUGACACAAAUGAAGAGUCCAAGAAAUUGGAUGAUGAAAAGGUUAAAAAAGAAAAAAAGGAGGGAAGGAAGGAGAAGAAUAAAAACAAAGUGAAUAAAGUCAAGGAGGAAAAAAACAGUCCCGAAAGAGUUAAGAAAGAACAGAAGAAUGGAGAGGAGGAGAAGAAAGAGGGAUCUGCUAAGAAAAAACCCAUCAGCAGUUUUUUUGCCCCCAGAAAGGCUGCAGUAAAGCUGGAAAAAUCAGAAGAAAAAAAUGAUGGUGAGAAAAAGAAGGACGAAGGGAAGAGUUCGCCCGUCUCUGAGGAGAAAGGGAAGAAAAGCAGUGAAAAGGGGGCGGAGCCUGCAAACCAGAGCCAGUAUGAUCCUUCUAAAGCUCAUUACCAUCCCAUUGAUGAUGCGUGCUGGAAGAAGGGACAGAAAGUUCCGUAUCUGGCUGUUGCUCGUACCUUUGAGAAGAUUGAGGAAGAUUCCGGCAGGUUGAGGAACAUCGAGACGCUGUCCAACCUGCUGCGAUCCGUCAUCCUCCUCUCUCCAGAUGAUCUGCUGUGCUGUGUGUACCUGUGCCUGAAUCAGCUUGGUCCAGCCUACCAGGGGCUGGAGCUGGGUGUUGGAGAGACGGUGCUGAUGAAGGCUGUUGCCCAGGCAACCGGGCGACAGCUGGACAAAAUCAAGGCAGAGGCCCAGGAGAAAGGCGACCUGGGAUUGGUGGCCGAGAGUUCCCGCAGCAACCAGCGGAUGAUGUUUGCUCCAGCCAGUCUGAAUGCAGCAGGAGUCUUCAACAAACUGAAGGAAAUCGGCAACAUGAGCGGCAACUCUGCUAUGAAUAAGAAAAUUGACAUCAUUAAGGGUCUGUUUGUGGCUUGUCGUUUCUCAGAGGCCAGAUUCAUCGUACGGUCGUUGGCAGGGAAGCUGAGGAUCGGAUUGGCUGAGCAGAGUGUGCUGGCAGCUCUGAGUCAGGCUGUGUGUCUGACCCCACCAGGUCAAGAGUUCCCGCCGAGUGUGAUUGAUGCUGGGAAGGGGAUGAGCACAGAGAGCCGGAGGGCGUGGCUGGAGGAGAAGGCACUCAUUCUUAAACAGACUUACUGUGAAAUGCCAAAUUAUGAUGUUAUCAUCCCUGUCCUGGUAAAGGAGGGAAUAGACCAGCUGCCCAAGCACUGCAAACUGACUCCAGGUGUGCCCUUGAGACCCAUGUUGGCUCACCCCACUAAAGGAGUCGGGGAGGUGAUGAAGAGGUUUGAUGAGGCUGCUUUCACCUGCGAGUACAAGUAUGAUGGAGAGAGAGCACAGAUCCAUAUUCUUGAAAAUGGAGAGGUUCGGAUUUUCAGCAGAAAUCAAGAAGACAAUACCAGCAAAUACCCCGAUAUUAUCUCACGCAUCCCACAGGUAAAGAAGGAGUCGGUGCGUUGCUGUGUGUUGGACACGGAGGCUGUUGCGUGGGACAGAGAGAAAAAACAGAUCCAGCCUUUCCAGGUCCUCACUACGCGCAAGAGGAAGGAUGUAGAUGCGUCUGAGAUAAAGGUGCAGGUGUGUGUGUACGCCUUCGACCUGCUGUACCUGAACGGAGAGUCUCUGGUGCGGGAGCCGCUGAGUAGGCGCCGCGCUCUGCUGAAGGAGAGUUUUGUGGAGAAGGAGGGAGAGUUUGUCUUCGCUCGUUCUCUCGACUCUGACAACACUGACACCAUCGCUGAGUUCCUGGAGCAGUCUGUACGAGACUCUUGUGAAGGCUUAAUGGUGAAAACCCUGGAGAAAGACGCCACUUACGAAAUCGCCAAGCGCUCCCACAACUGGCUUAAGCUGAAGAAGGAUUAUCUGGAGGGCGUGGGGGACACUAUGGAUCUGUGUGUGAUCGGGGCCUACCUGGGGAAAGGCAAGAGGGCGGGCAGCUAUGGAGGAUUCUUGCUGGCCUGCUAUGAUGAGGAGAACGAGGAGUUUCAGUCAGUUUGUAAGAUUGGAACAGGAUUCAAGGAUGAAGAUCUGGAGCAACAUUACAAUUUCUUAAAGGAGCACAUCCUCCCUAAGCCCCGGCCGUAUUACCGGGUGGAUCAGUCAGCAGAACCCGAUGUGUGGCUGGAUGCAGUGCAGGUGUGGGAGGUGAAAUGUGCUGACCUCUCGCUGUCUCCAGUCUACAAGGCGGCAAUGGGCUUGGUGGACUCAGAGAAAGGAAUUUCUCUACGCUUCCCACGAUUCCUCCACAUCAGAGAAGACAAGAAGCCAGAGGAUGCCACUACUGGAGCACAGAUUGCUGAUCUCUAUAAGAAGCAGCAGCAGAUUCAAAAUCAAGGGGAAAAGGCAGAUCUGGAGGAUUAUUACUGAUCCUCGCACUCCGGCAGUCACCUGACCUCUUGCCUGUGCUCUUGAUGUGGAAUUUGGGAAUAAAUUGUAUGAUUGAAUAAUUGAAUCAUUUUGUUGUUAGUAUGUGCGAGGAUUUUAAUGAAAGUGAAAAUGGCAAUUGUAAAUAGGCUUUGAAAUGAGAAUUCAAAUAAACAUUUCUUUAAUGAA
Messenger RNA from Astyanax mexicanus (Mexican tetra), 3617 nucleotides. RefSeq names its product ligase I, DNA, ATP-dependent (gene lig1). The transcript has 28 exons. Gene Ontology annotation, biological process: DNA repair; DNA biosynthetic process; DNA recombination. Lineage: Eukaryota; Metazoa; Chordata; Actinopteri; Characiformes; Acestrorhamphidae. Gene Ontology annotation, molecular function: ATP binding; DNA binding; DNA ligase (ATP) activity. The record is from RefSeq and is a predicted model, not a curated record. Gene Ontology annotation, cellular component: mitochondrion; nucleus. The coding region runs from base 135 to 3431 and encodes 1098 amino acids.